Molecule: messenger RNA, 1038 nt
Organism: Penicillium argentinense
Lineage: Eukaryota; Fungi; Ascomycota; Eurotiomycetes; Eurotiales; Aspergillaceae
Product: putative S-adenosylmethionine-dependent methyltransferase
Exons: 3
Coding region: 1-1038 (345 amino acids)
Biological process (GO): peptidyl-lysine monomethylation; peptidyl-lysine dimethylation
Cellular component (GO): cytoplasm
Molecular function (GO): protein-lysine N-methyltransferase activity
Source: RefSeq, a predicted model, not a curated record
AUGGCGGAAGAGACUCGCCCGUCCUAUCUAUCACCCAACGGUGCCCCAGACGCAGCAUCCAAAUCCGACGCGGCCCCGCGUUACCCCUCGUCAGGGUUCACAGGCUUUUGUAAUGGGUUUCCCGAUCCCUUCACUUGGGAAACAUAUUACGCCCGCACAUUGGCACACAUCGCCAACCCCGCAAACCACGAGCAAACCGCGCCGAAAGAAGACGAUGAAGCCGGUUCAGACGCAGAAUCAGACAUAAAUGACGAAGACGAUCCUGGCACUUCCUGGUUCUCAGAGCACAACGCCCCGGAAAAGGUCCUUCACUUUCUAACGCAGUCGUCCUUCCCGCUCUCCCCACGGAACACGCGCACGUCGAGAAUUCAACCAAGUGUCCUGGACCUGGGAACCGGAAAUGGGAGCAUGCUUGCUCUUUUAAGGAAGAGAGGUGGAUUUUCGGGAGACCUAGUUGGGGUAGAUUAUUCGGCGCAAAGCGUCGGGCUUGCAAGGGAAUUGCAGAGAACGAAAGGACAUUCUGCCUACCAUUCUGAUUCCGAGGAUGAAGACUCUGAAGACGAAGGAGAGGAACAGAGCCAUGCGCAGACGCCAACCGAGCCGGGAGAUAUUCAUUUCGAGGAAUGGGAUAUCCUCGGCUCUACCGCUCUCCUUUCUUCGGAUGGAAAGCCUGUCUCUGCAUCUGCGAACGACGAGACCCUUUCCUGGUUCCCUUAUUCGCGAGGCGGAUUCGACAUCGUCCUUGACAAGGGGACGUUCGAUGCUAUUUCUCUAGCAGAGGAUGCGAAAGAGACUCGUGUUUGUGAGCGGUAUCCUGAUAUCGUGCGUCGAUUGAUUCGGGCUGGCGGAUUCUUGAUUGUCACCAGUUGUAAUUGGACGGAAGAGGAGUUGAUGCAUUGGUUUACUGGCGCUGGAGCCGAGACUGGCAGCUCAGAUCGGUUUAAUGUUUGGGGUAGGGUUGAAUAUCCGCGUUUUCGGUUUGGGGGGCAGGAGGGACAGGGAGUGUGUACAGUCUGCUUCCAGAGGGUUCUGUCAUAA